AUGGACAAUGCACUCUACCAUACGGUGCAAAUAAAUAAAGUACCGUCAAUACAUGCUAGGAAGGCAGAAAUGAUCGCUUGGCUAGAAGAAAAUAAUCUUCAAUAUUCAGAAGCCAUGAGGAAAUAUGAGCUACAGGAAAUAAAAGAAGCAAAUAAAAGUAUGGAAAAAGUGUACAAGGUCGACACAAUAAUGAAGUCAGAAGGACAUAUAAUACUGCGAUCGCCUCCAUAUAUGUGCGAACUAAAUCCAAUUGAGUUGGCAUGGGCUCAAAUAAAGAGGAAAGUUAGAGAAAGAAACACUGGAACGUUAACGUUUACUGAAUUAUUAAGAUUGACGAAGGAAGCUAUAGAUGGAACAACGGUAAAUGAUUGGAAUAAAUUUUGCGACCACAUCGAAAAGUUGGAAAGGCAGUACUACGACCAGGACUUUUUAUUGGAAACUGCGAUGGACAAUCUGAAUAUCAAUAUUGAAGAUACGUUUUCCGAGGAUAACGAAGCAGUAAGUGAAGAUUCUGUAUAA
Hylaeus anthracinus is the source of this 519-nucleotide messenger RNA. RefSeq lists its product as uncharacterized. The transcript has a single exon. The record is from RefSeq and is a predicted model, not a curated record. NCBI's taxonomy places the organism in Eukaryota, Metazoa, Arthropoda, Insecta, Hymenoptera, Colletidae. Gene Ontology annotation, molecular function: nucleic acid binding. Bases 1 to 519 code for a protein of 172 amino acids.